Molecule: messenger RNA, 1590 nt
Organism: Linum tenue
Lineage: Eukaryota; Viridiplantae; Streptophyta; Magnoliopsida; Malpighiales; Linaceae
Source: the annotation of a GenBank genome assembly
AUGGCUAGCCAGAGCCGCGCCGUGGUGAGAUCGUCGAAAGUGGGGAUCAUCGGCGCCGGGGUGAGUGGGGUGGCGGCUCUGAAGCAGCUGGCCCACUACGACCCCGUGGUGUUCGAGGCCGGCGACUGCAUCGGCGGCGUGUGGAAGAGCUGCUCUUACCACUCCACCAAGCUCCAGUCCCCGCGCAAGGACUACGAGUUCGCCGACUUCCCUUGGCCCAACAGGGACGACCCUACCUUCCCCUCCCACCUCGACAUUCUGGACUACCUCACGUCUUAUGCUCACCGUUUCGAUCUCUUCAAGUACGUCAACUUCAACACCAAGGUGGUGGAGAUCAGGUUCGUCGGCGGCGAUGGAGGUGGUCGUCAUGAUCUACACCAAACCGGCGGUGACGGUGAGUAUGGAGCCCUUCUCCCCGGCCGCCCGGUCUGGGAGGUGGCUGUGCGACCCAAUGGUCCGGAGAGUACCAUACAGUGGUACGAGUUUGAAAUGCUGGUGGUGUGCACGGGGAAGUAUGGUGACGUACCGAAAAUACCAGAGUUCCCGCAGAAGAGAGGGCCGGAGAUAUUCAAGGGGAAGGUGAUGCACUCCAUGGAUUACUGCAAACUGGACAAGGAAGAAGCGACGGAGUUGAUGAGAGGGAAGAAGGUUGCCAUCAUCGGCUUCAAGAAAUCGGCUAUCGAUUUGGCUGUGGAAUGCGCUCAAGCAAACCAAGGUCCAGAAGGGAAGCCGUGCACCAUGGUGAUAAGAACCUUACACUGGACCGUGCCCCAUUACUGGGUCUGGGGGCUCCCAUUCUUCUUGUUCUUCUCCACUCGAUCUUCCCAGUUCAUCCACCAACGUCCCAACCAGAACCUCCUCAGGGCCUUCCUCUGCCUCCUCCUUUCCCCACUGAGGCAUGCGGUUUCCAAGUUCAUAGAGUCGUACCUUCUCCACAAGCUCCCACUCCAGAAGUACGGGCUGAAUCCGGACCACCCGUUCGUGGAAGACUACGCGUCCUGCCAGAUGGCCAUCACUCCCAACGACUUCUUCCCGGAGGCCGACAAGGGCAACAUCUUGUUCAAGAGAGCUUCCAAAUGGUGCUUCACCACCACCGGCCUCCAGUUCCUCGACGACAACACUCGCCUCGACGCCGAUCUCGUCCUCCUCGCCACCGGCUACGAUGGCAAGAAGAAGCUCACCGACAUCAUCCCCGAGCCCUUCCGUAGCUUCCUCGAGUACCCUUCUGGUGUCAUGCCCUUGUACAGGGGAACGAUCAACCCACUGAUACCUAACAUGGCCUUCGUGGGCUACAUCGAGAGCGUUGCGAAUCUCCACACCGCCGAGCUCCGCAGCAUCUGGCUGGCACGACUGGCGGACAAGAAGUUCAAGCUCCCCAAGGUGGAGAAGAUGUGCGAGCAUAUAUCGCAGGAGAUCGAGAUCAUGAAGAAGACGACGAGGUUUUACCAGAGGCACUGCAUCUCCACUUACAGCAUCAAUCACAGCGAUGAGAUCUGUGAAGAAAUGGGGUUGAGCUCUUGGAGGAAGAACUCCUUUCUGGCUGAGGCGCUCAGCCCUUAUGGCAGCCAGGACUACAAACAUAUGGAGUGA